Molecule: messenger RNA, 1477 nt
Organism: Cheilinus undulatus (humphead wrasse)
Lineage: Eukaryota; Metazoa; Chordata; Actinopteri; Labriformes; Labridae
Gene: cyc1
Product: cytochrome c1, heme protein, mitochondrial
Exons: 7
Coding region: 57-980 (307 amino acids)
Biological process (GO): mitochondrial electron transport, ubiquinol to cytochrome c
Molecular function (GO): electron transfer activity; heme binding
Source: RefSeq, a predicted model, not a curated record
GUCUGUAGGCUGGUCCGGGCAGGUCGAUCCUUUCAGCUCAGAGAACUGCAGAGAAGAUGGCGGCGCUACGAGUCGUGGUGCUAUCGGGGAGCGGUAGGGCUCUCCUUAGCACAUCGAAAACUAUCAGGACCCAGACGGCCAACAUGUCGAUGGCCAGUUUGUCGAGGAGUAAGAAGGUCGCCCUGUCCACUCUUGGUGUGAUCACAGCCGGUGGGGCCGGGCUCGCCCUGAUGCUGCACCACUCCGUUAAAGCCUCGGACCUGGAGCUCCACCCCCCUCAGUACCCCUGGAGCCACGCUGGACCUCUGUCAUCGCUGGACCAUGCCAGCAUUCGUCGUGGGUACCAGGUGUAUAAGCAGGUGUGUUCAGCCUGCCACAGUAUGGAGUACCUGGCCUUCAGAAACCUGGUUGGAGUGUCGCAUACAGAGGCGGAGGUCAAAGCUCUCGCUGAGGAGGUUGAGGUGGUGGAUGGUCCUGAUGAGACUGGAGAGAUGUUCACCAGGCCAGGAAAGCUCUCAGACUAUUUCCCAAAGCCCUACCCGAACCCUGAGGCCGCCAGGGUCGCCAACAACGGAGCUCUGCCUCCUGACCUCAGCUACAUCGUCAAUGCCAGACAUGGAGGAGAAGACUACGUGUUCAGCCUGCUGACAGGUUACUGCGAGCCUCCAGCAGGAGUGUCCGUGAGAGAGGGACUGUAUUAUAACCCAUAUUUCCCCGGACAGGCCAUCGGCAUGGCUCCGCCCAUCUACAACGAAGUGCUGGAGUACGAGGACGGAACCCCUGCCACCAUGAGCCAGGUUGCUAAAGAUGUGUGUACUUUCUUGAGAUGGGCUGCAGAGCCGGAGCACGACCAACGUAAACGCAUGGGACUGAAGCUGCUGUUGGGCUCGGCCAUCCUCAUCCCUCUCAUCUACUACAUGAAGAGACACAGGUGGUCCGUGUUAAAGAGCAGGAAGAUCGCCUACAAGCCUCCCAAAUAAACGGAAAGAAACACACCCCUACCGGGGCUUACAUGCUAUCAGGCUGCGUUCAACGACCCUGCAACACUCACCUCAUUAAGAACAGACACACAAACAUGCCUUUCUACGAGGAGAUAGAGUUCUAGAGUAUUGAUGUUUAUUCCUACAGAGAAAUGCCUUUAUUUUAGUUAACGGCGUGAUGAUGGAGAUAAUCGUUUGGCCGGUUUGUCAGAGAGUUGUGGCGUCCUUGAACGCACCCUUCACAAAGUUUGUUUAUCAAGUCGUCGCUGUCAGCAGUCUGCAUCUUGACAUCUGGUAUCAGAAACUUUGUCUCAAUGAACAGAGAAGUUGAUUGGUUAUCCAUCCUUGUAAAAUAUCCAAUAAUGUUGGGAGCAUUAGGAAAGGUUGACCUCUGCGUUUAUGUAAAUCCUCUUUGUCCUCCACGAAGCCGCUCCAUGGAUCCAUGGCAGCCUCUGAACGUCUGUUUUACUGUACAAAAUAAAUUAUCUUAAAGGAAA